UACGGGGUGAGGUACCUCGAGGAGCGGCGGUGUAGCAACUUCGAUGCCCGGCGGCGGCUGCGGCAGCGACGAACGGCAGCGUCUGACCGCACUAGCACAGGCUUGCAGGCAGCCAGCGGUAGUGCAUACCUUUUUCCAGCAGUGCUCCGGUCGCCGCCAAGCGUUGCUCUCUACCCGUUUUUUCACGUGUCUGAGCUCUUCAGCAAGCAGAGGCGUUGCGCCCGGCCUGCCGCCAACUAUCAUCAUCGUCGGGUAUCGGGGACCUGCCUCGCUUCACACUCGUCGUCUGCGACGUCGUCUGCAACGAGUCAGCUGUGUUUUGUACGCGCCGGGUCGCCGCUCAGCCCAAAAGGGGGUGAAACGACGACGACGACCAUGCGGUCCGUGGCCGGCGUGUACGCGCUGCCGGAUAAGUGCCGUGUUGUAGUACUCGUCGCCUGAGAAAACGUCGUGGUGCCGUGGAUUUCCCAGCAGCGGCGGCAGUGGUGGUGGCGGCGACGCGAUGUUGUCGCAGCCGGUCGGCAUGUCGCUGACCGCACUGCUUUUCGUCUGCUUCGUGGCGUGCUGCUGUUGGCCCGGUCCGGCGGCGGUCGCCGAGCAGCGUCUGCUGUCAGGUUCCUCCUUGCCGAGAACAAGGCCCGUGUUCCCCGAGCCUCUGGACUCCUCCCCGCGUCCGUCCGUGUCCAGGACGAGGCGGCACGAUCUUCCCGCGGCCAGCAGCCGCUGGCAACAAGCUCCCUCCACAAUCUCCUCCGCCACUGCCUCUACUAGUUCCUCUCAACCUUUCUCUUCACCAUCAUCGUCAUCAUCUUCACGUCCGCCGCCCACGGCGACGUCGUCGUCCAAUGCGUCGUCCUACACUUCCUCUAAUCGGCGGCGGCGUUCCUCCUGGCCCUCGGCGGGGUCUUCUUCGCGGAGGUCGUCUCGCGGUGGACACCGCCUCCGCCACCACGAAGAUGGCGACGCCGUGUUAUGGCGCGUCGAACCGGGGCUCACGCUGCGCCUGUGGAGGGACUCGAGUCACGUGUCCCCGAGGCUGCUGGCGCUUCGGUACCGGGACGCUCCCGGCGGCCAGGACGCCCGAGACCUGGUGCCCCUCCGGGACGGGGACGCCGAGAACGAGGCCGACGGCGCGGACGACGUCCGCAACUGCUUCUACUCGGGCGAAGUGGUCGGCGAGCCCGGGUCCAAGGCGGUUGUCUCCCUCUGCCACGGAAUGACUGGCUACAUCUACUCUCCGUCGAGGGGCAUGUUCACCAUCGAGCCCGUCAGCGGUGGCCAGGAACAAGACCAGCGCGGCGCUCACGUGCUCAGGCAUCACCGAGGCGGCCAAUCCACGACCAGCAACAGUACCCAGGACCACUCCUCUGCAGCGGAGGAUGGCGAACCUUCCAACUCGUGGGGCGGUCACCACCGGCAACAGCAGGGCAGCGCGAGCCACCGACGCCGGCGGCGCAAGCGCUCCUACUCGCUCGAGCAGCACGUCGAGGUGCUCGUCGCGGCUGACAGCAAGAUGGCGCGCUACCACGGCAAGAACCUCAAGCACUACAUACUCACACUCAUGGCUGCGGUAGCACACAUUUACAAGGACCCGAGCAUCGGAAACCUGCUCAACAUCGCCGUCGUCAAGCUGCUCAUCAUGGAGGAGGACGAGGACAACGACAUCAUCUCCCCGAACGCGUCCAACACGCUGAAGAACUUCUGCCGCUGGCAGCAGCAGCACAACCACCCGGAGGACAGCCACCCGUACCACCACGACACGGCCAUACUGCUCACCAGAGAAGACUUAUGCAGACUGCCCAAGACAUGUGACACGCUUGGGCUGGCUCAGUCUGGCAUGAUCUGCGACCCGCAUGGGAGCUGCGCCGUUGUCGAGGACAACGGUCUCAGCGCAGCCUUCACCAUCGCCCACGAGUUGGGGCACGUCCUGAACAUUCCUCACGACGACGACCAGAAGUGCGCCAAGUACCGGCUGGCCAGCCAGCCGCUCCACGUCAUGGCUCGCAUGCUGGACUACAACAGCCACCCGUGGUCCUGGUCCGCCUGCAGCCGACACUACGUCACCAAUUUCCUCGAUGCAGGCUAUGGCCAGUGCCUGCGCGACUCCCCCGGCGAGAACCUGCUGGUGGCGCCCCCUUCGUCGAGCAGCCGUCCCUCGCCGAGCAGCAAGCAGGCCGGCGAGCUGUUCAACAUGGACGAGCAGUGCGAGCUCGUGUUCGGCCGGGGCGCCAAGGUGUGCCCUUACAUGCCCGUCUGCAAGCGGCUGUGGUGCACCGUGCACGGCCACCCCCACGGAGGAUGCCGCACCCAGCACAUGCCCUGGGCCGACGGCACGUCUUGCGGCAAGAACCACUGGUGCCAGCAGGGCCAGUGUGUGGCCCGCCCACCGGACGCCGAGCGGCGCAAGAGGGUUGACGGCGAGUGGGGACCAUGGCAGGAGUACGAGCGCUGUUCCAGGACCUGCGGAGGCGGCAUCCAGAGUACGCGCCGCGAAUGCAACAGCCCCAGCCCGGCGUUCGGAGGCCGCUACUGUACCGGAGAAAGAGUCAAGUACCGCUCGUGCAAUACGCAGCCCUGCCCUCUUGGUUCCAUGGACUUCCGGGAGCAACAGUGUUCGGCGUUCAACGGCAAGAUGUUCAACUUUCCCGACGUCCCUUACAACCCGAAAUGGACGGCCCAUCAUUCCGGAAUCUCCCACGUGGACUCCUGCAAGCUCUACUGCCGGGUGGUCGACCAGUCCGCCUAUUAUUUGCUCAAGGAGAAAGUCAUAGACGGCACGGCUUGCAAUCCGGAGUCGUUUGACGUCUGCAUCAAUGGUGUCUGCAAGCCUGCCGGUUGCGACCACGAGCUGAACUCGACGGCCACGACAGACAUGUGUGGCGUGUGCGGGGGUGACAACGCCACCUGCCGCACCAUCAAGGGACACUUCAACCUCGCCCAGUUCGGCUACAACUUCGUCACAGUGAUUCCUGCCGGGGCCAGCUACGUAGAAAUUCACCAAUUCGGGUUUGAGAAGGACGACAACUACCUCGCGUUGAAGAGUGCCGAGGACGAGUUCCUGCUGAACGGCAACUACACGGUGAGCAUGUUCCGCAAGACCCUCCGCUACGGCGGCACCGUCAUCGAGUACAGCGGCUCCAAUGCCUCCGUCGAGCGCAUCAACGCCACCAAGCCGCUCGGAAAAGAGCUGCACCUCAUGGUUCUCACUGUCGGCAAAGUGGAGUCUCCCGACAUCAGGUUCCAGUACACCAUGUCGAUUCGUGACGAACGUCGCUACUACUGGGAGCUCAGCCCUCACUGGAGCGAGUGCAGCUCGCACUGCCAAGGUCACCGCCACCGUCGUGCCGAGUGCAAGCGUCGGCCGGACUCGAGCGUCGUGGACGACAUCCACUGCGAGCCGAGCACCAAGCCGCAGACGAUGGCGGAGGCCUGCAACCUGCACUGCACCCUCUGGUGUGUUUGUGUCGAGUGGUGCUGGUCGAGGCGGGGAUUGUUUUCCAACUAUAACCCAAUGUGUGUCGUCCUGAUUAUGCCCUCCUCGUCCUCGACUCCUCCGCCAGGUGGCGCUGUGGGCGAGCCGUCCGACUGCUCAGCGCGGUGCGGCAACGGCGUUCGCACCCGCAGCGUGCAGUGCGUGCAGCGCUCCGAUGGCGGCCAGGAGUCCGUGGUGCCCGACAGCCGGUGCGAGGCACGCGAGCCCAAGCCGCCGGAGGUCGAGAAGUGCGGCGAGCCGUGCCGAAACUUCCGAUGGGACUACGGAGACUGGCAGCCCUGCAGCAAGACGUGCGGUGGGGGAGAGCAGGCUCGCUCCGCUGUCUGCGUCAAUGAGAACCAAGAGCGUCACCCGGACUCGCAGUGCGAUCUCUCGGCCCGCGCCGUCAAGCGGCCCUGCAACCAGGGGGACUGCCCGCGAUGGGAGCUUGGACACUGGACAGAGUGUUCUGUGACGUGCGGCUCGGGCCACCGGCAGCGCCCUCUGUGGUGCCACCACGGAGACCGCGUUGUGGCGCCGAGCUUCUGCCACCCGACACCGCGGCCGCAGGACAAGGAGCCGUGCGAGAUGCCGCCCUGCGAGGCGCCCGCCAGAUGGCACCUCGGCGAGCAGGGACCCUGCUCCGUGACUUGCGGCGGGGGCGUGACGUACCGCAACGUGACGUGCCGGUCGGCGAGUGGCGCGAUCGUCGACGAGGUCCACUGUCACGGAUCUCCGCGACCUCACGAGGCGUCCGAGUGCAACCGGGUCUCCUGUCCGCUGCCGUGGAACUCCUCGCCGACCGCUGCGGACAGGCCCGGCGGUGUCACCUCCGCCGCUUCCGAGCACCCGUCCACCGGUCCGCGGUCUAACUUCGCCGCCUGGAAGUCGGCGCCCUGGUCGCAGUGUUCGGCGACAUGCGGCAGCGGCGUGCGCAAGCGCCAGGUGAGUUGUAUCAACGAGGUGACGGGUGCCGUGCUGCCGGACGAGGAGUGCGUCUACGCGAUCCGGCCCAGCGGCGCGGAGGCCUGCGACGCCGGCACGUGCGGCAAGUGGCAGCACGGCGACUGGUCAGCGUGCUCGUCCAAGUGCGGCCCGGGCGUGUCCAGCCGGCGCGUGCAGUGCUUCGUGCGCGACAACCUGCGCGAGGUGCUCCCCGACAGCCAGUGCGACGAGGCGGUGCGGCCCAAGCAGGAGCAGCCGUGCGUGGGACCCUGCCUGGGUGGCGGCCUGCCGCUCGCGGACACCAUCAACCACCCGUCGGGCAACCACGUCGAAGGUCCCUACCGCUGGAGGUUCGGGCAGUGGGGCACGUGCUCCCGGAGCUGCGGCGGCGGCACCCAGCGUCGCCAGGUAGGUCUGCGUGGACAACUUGGAGAGCAAGAGCAACGCCUGCAACGAGCUGCUGCGGCCGCCCGAGACGCAGCACUGCAACACCGAGGAGUGCCCCACCUGUGCGACCAAGAGUGCGGCGGUGGCCAGCAAACGCGCCGCGUCAUGUGCCAGGGCGUCAUCGGCUUCGUGGACGCCCACUGCCCGCAGCCCAAGCCGGACAUCAAGCGUGCCUGCAACCUGCACUCAUGCGCCGGGCCCACGGCGAGCCACCGGUGGCGGCCCGGACCCUGGUCCUCGUGUUCGGUGACGUGUGGCAACGGCGUCAUGAAGCGAAGCGUGGAGUGUGUCGACAGCUCCCUCCAGGCGGCACCCUACGCCAACUGCGAGGGUGACCCUCCCGAACACAUCAAAGACUGCACGAUGCGGGAGUGUCCCCGGUGGCAGCUGUCCCCAUGGUCGCAGUGUUCUGCGCCGUGCGGCAAUGGGACACAGAAGCGGGUGGCCCGCUGUAUGCGCCGCGGCGUCGAGGUGAGCAACCUCGAGUGCCAUGGCAAGAGACCGGAGACCCAGGUUCGAACCUGCAACCUGCGUACCUGCCACUACCGGUGGAAGAAGAAACGGUGGGGCCGCUGCUCAGCGACAUGCGGAGGCGGCCAUCAGACGCGCUUCGUGUCUUGUGUGGACCGGAACGAGCGGGAGGCUGAAGAUCGUUACUGCGCCCCCCAGCGGCGACCCAAGGUGGUGCGCAACUGUGCCGCCCAGCCGUGCCCCUUCGUGUGGAGGACAUCCGACUGGUCCGAGUGCAGUCGCACUUGUGGCGAAGGGUUCCAGAAGCGCUCGGUCACCUGCCACAAGGUGAACGCUUACGGCUGGGUGGACCCGACUCCACUGACCCACAGCGCGGCAGAGCGCCUGAGUGCCCUGGAGGCUGAGUCAUCGCCUUUCUACCAUGGGUCUCAGGAACGGCGUGGCCCGCACUACUGCUCGAGCCAAGAGAAGCCGCCCAACUCACGUACCUGUAUGGUCGGACACUGUGGCGAGGGAGUCUUCUGGAGGCCCGGGCCGUGGACACCGUGCUCAACAAGCUGUGGACCAGGGAAACAGAAGCGGCGCCUCCGCUGCUACGACCAGCGGAACAAGCGAGUCAACAACAGUCACUGCAGCAGCGCGCUCAAGAAGAGGAUCAAGCGGAAGCGGCGGUGCUUUUUGCGACCAUGCACUGCGGUCAGCUGUGCUGAGGUGCAACGACGCGAUGGCAUCCGCGUGGACGGCGAGCAGAAGCUGUACGUUCGCGGCCGCCUGGUGAACGUGUACUGUGCGCGCAUGAACACUUCGGAGCCACAGGAGUAUCUGUCGCUCGCUAGCGGGGAGAGCAACAACUACUCCGAGGUCUAUGGCAAGAGGUUACGGAACCCAGAUGAGUGUCCGUUUGGCGGCGCACGUGUGGACAACUGUGACUGCAUCGAAGACUAUCCGGCUUCCCUCACCACCUUCUCGAAAGUCUCAUUCAACAUCACCACGCUGCGCAUGAACAGGCACGACUUCACCUUCAGCCGGACACUGCACGGAGUCCCAGCCGGUGUGGGCGGCGCGGGCGACUGCUACAGUCGUGCGCAGUGUGCGCAGGGCCGCUUCUCACUGUCACUUGCAGGCACGGACUUCACUGUGUCGCCUGUCACCAAGUGGGUGACGCAGGGAAGCUACACCUACCACAGCAUACGGCGCCUGCAGGAGGGCCAGAUUAUUCAAGGCAGGUGUGGUGGCUACUGUGGCCAGUGCUUCCCUGACGACACGGUGGGGCUGGUGCUUGACGUCCGUCCUCCUUGACUGAGUUGGAGGAGUUAGAUCUGCCGAUCCUUUCGAAUGACUCAAGACAACAACACCAGAAUAGAAGAGUCGUGGCGGAUGUUUUCAUCAAGCGAAGGAAACUGAGUGAUGCAGUGUUCGACGCUGAGUGCAGUAUUUUCUGGCAAGUCUUCUCAACAGAUUGUGGACUGAGACGGGAAGGCUGCCAGACCUGGAAGCCAAACCCCCCACCCCAACCCUCCUUCGCCUCACCUGGUCCGUGUUCACCGCUUUCUCCGACGCACCACAAUACACUUCUGUCGCCUUUCACCCACCGUGCUGCUUGCUUGGACUCAUCUGGCUGUCUGGCACCGUGUUAUGGCCUACGCACAGAUUUCAACAAAGUGCUAUUAAGGAAAGUCAGACGAGAUGUGCCAUUGACAUCGUGUGGUUGUUGCUCACAGCAAUGGACGACAAGGUGCAGCAAGCUGAAAGAACGCUCUGUUGUGUGUGCUCGACUCAUUGUGCCUCUGUUUGUGUUUUAACCUUUCCUCUAACUCGUCGCCCACAGUUGGAUCAUUCUUGCUGUCGUCGUUGUAACUGUUUCGUUUUCCAUUAACCUUUUCCCUCCGUUGUCUGACACCACUUAGUUGUUGUUGUUGGUGUGUUUGUUACUACUUGUUCAGACCACACCUCGCUUUAUUCUUUUUACCCGUGACUUUGUUUCCUAUGUGUGGCGAUCCAGUUGCAUCGAGAAAACCCGGUGGACGUGAAGCCCUUAUUGUGUUUUGCCACAAGAAGAUGCUCGCUUGUGCACCAAAGCAUACGGACUACAUAAAAAAGUGUGUGCGUGCAAAGGCUCACUUGAGGCAACGUGCCCUCGACGAACUGUGCUUCGGCGAAACGAACCUUGACAAAUCGUCGCUCGGCUAUGCACUCAUUGCAAAGUGUGACGCUGUCAUCAUUAUUUAUUGCUUAUACAGGAGGAGUGCCAAGUUUGAAGAAGAGCCAAGGAAUUGUAUACAACAUACUUAGGCAAGCCCCAGCUGGUAUUUUGCUCUCAAUGGUGCUAUGUUUGCGUUGACUCUACCUACGGAGGGAAAUCCCGAAGUUGCGCAAGUUGAUGCAUUAUACAAUUGUUUUUUCCUUGCGUAACAUUAUACGCACCGUAAAUUUGUACAAAUUGUAAAACUUGGAGAAGUGAAUAUGACGUACCAUAAGUGAAGAAAAAAAACGACAUUUUACGCCAGUAACCGAUAAAAUUAUUUGAAUUUAAAGUUAUUGACGAUCCGCCUGUCAGUUAAGCAUAUAACUGGAGCAUAUCCAGUGCUACCAUGUUGAGCUCGCGCCUUUCACUACAUGUGUCGAUGCUGUCUACUCCAAGUGAUGGACAAAUUCUCUUUCGUCUGUAUGGUUAUUCAAAGAAUCUGUGUGUGUAAAACUUUGUAGGCUUAAUCAUUGCACAAGUUCGCAGAUAGGCUGUCAUGGUGAAGUCACUUGCAGAUGUGGUAGACGAAUGAAGCAAUUGUUGCACCAACUGCACAAUGACGUCGUGGCAACAGCAUGCAAUGUGAAAUUUUACUGUGCUUAAGGAACUAGAAUGUGAAUCAUUAUGAACUUUUUAUUAAGGGCCUCAGUGCAAAAGUUUAGAUAAGGUCACAAAUUACAGUAUCAUUGAGAUGAAUUUUGUAAGGCAAUAAAGCACCGCCAAAGACUAUUCACUGUCGAGAACGCUUAAGACAAGUGGUAUGUGCAUUUAUUCUUUGUUUGUCUUAUAAAGCACGUAGGUGUUGCACCACAAUACAGAACUUCCCUAAAAAUGCUAUAUUUCUGUGAUGAUAUAAAGUUAUGUGCGAUUUACAUUCGAUCUAGCUCCUGGAAUUGUGUUAACCCAUGAAACAUGUGACCAAGGAACUUUUCCAUAACAGUGGGGGUUGUAAUGUUGCAUGUAUUCAGAGAUGCAGAGACCGAUAUCAUCGUCAUACUUUAUAUGGAGAACCACAUUCUAGCCAGCUGGUAGGCGAGCUCCACUGCCUAGGUCCGCGAGUUCUCAAAGAACCAUUGUUUCACCUGGGUUUUUGUGCUGUAGACAUGCUAGCUCUGCUAGCUGAUGCUUCAUUUCUAAUGAGAAUUUUAAAUUUAUUAGACUUCCUUUUUUGCCACUGGAAGCCUCCAUUAUGCACCACUGCACGUGUCUCCUGUUGACGAUGUGGAGCAACUUCUGGAUUUCUGUCCUAAUUACUGUUGUAGAGCGACGACAGCAAACAGCACCACUUUUUUUAGCUAGCACGGGGCCCUACUGCCAUGCUCUAUCACAGUGGCCUCUAUUGGCCGAUUUUGUAUACGAACUGAAGCUUGCGCGUCUACUUAGAGUGCGGUCAGAGCCAUAGAAGUUGUCUUUGUUUUACGAGUGUGUGCAUGUGCGUGUUUAAUACUGUUGUGCUGCAGGAAAAUUGAAGCAUGUGACAAUUGCUGCUUAUCACCAGUGUUCAGGCCACCUACCUCAACGAGAGCAGAAAGAUAGCCAUUACACAUUGGCUGAAUGGAAGUGUUUUCGGUUGGUAGCUUUCAUUUAGCCUAUACUGCAUAGACAGCCUGCUGUACUUUUAGAAGGGGUGCAUGCGCUGCUUCAAAAACAAUUUGACGUUGUAACUGUGUUUUCACUCAUUUACACAGCAUGCCAUGUUAGUGUCAGCUUGUGUGAACCUCGCACCAUUCAAGUUGUUUGUCGAGGUGCUUAGAUAUCGGUAUUUAUCAAGCAUGUUGCCAUGAAGUGUUCUGCAUUUCACUAAAGCUUUGCUACCAUCGUUCAUGCAUUGCUUAUAUAGGGGGCCAAAGUGAGCAUUUUUCUUUCAUUUUCCGUUCACAGGUAAUGAAAUCCGAUGAAAUACAUAUUAAGAAUAUGCCCUUUCGAUCAUUUUGCUGUGGUCCUCACUUGGUAAAGGUUGUUUCCACAUUAUAUCUGAAGUUGUACAGGUGCUUCAAGCAGAACAAGUUUCAUGAUUGUAUGUGCAGCUAUUUGUGUAAAAUGCUAAGAAAGAGCUAUUGUGACGACACCGUUGCAUCACUUGAUUAAAUAUAAGACUCUUAAAAAUGAUAAUACUGUUAUGCUGAUGGGAUUUGUUCAAAAUAGAUGACUGCUAUUGCAUAUCUGUAGAUUUAAUGCAACUUUCAUUCAUGCUGGGACAUAGAUUGAGAAAUAAAAACUAUAAUGCCAGAUAAAAUAAGCUAAUAAUGUAGUGUGCACAUGAUUCCUUUGCGUAUUUUGUGCUUAGUACUUCUAGUACUUCAAGAACACUGUGCAUAUAUAGUACUGUUACUACUAGGUAUUUUUGGCAGCUAGGGUAUCAAAAAAGAAGACAUAGCAUUCCAUGCCCAGUUAAUACAGCUUCUGUGAAUGCUCAGUAAUUCAAUUGCACUCAUUCCUGAAACAUGUUUUGGAAGCCUUCGCUUUUUGAAUGGCCACUAUUGCACAAGGGUCAGAGAUAUCCUGGAAACCGUUGAGGCAAUUUCUAGACGUUUCUCACGGGUGGACCUAAUUGACAGCAUGGGCUUGCAGACCAUCUAUUGUCACUGAAGAAUAUCGGUUUGAGCAGUGAAGGAAACUGACAAAUUACAUAGCACAAGUCACAAGUUUAUUCUGGUGACUUGACAACAAGAGUUGCAGUCUGUAAUAAAGCAGCCUUGUCAUUCUAGCACUACAGUUGUCACUAGAGCUCCACGGAAUGCCCAGGAAAAGGCUAGGCAGCUGUGCAGUUGACUAUGUUGGGGGCAUAUCAUUGUGUCUAUGACAUCCUUGGCAGCUGUCACUCUAUUGUACUAAUGCCUUUCUCACAUAAUCAAUGUGUUUCACUAUAUCACUUGACCACACAUCCUAACUAACAGACCGUAAGCAUCCAAGAAACCUAAAUACUAGGUGAAACGCUUCUUUUUCACUGUGACUAACACUUCACACAGUCCACUAGUCACAAAAAUAUUUUCUUUCCCUAUCUUGCCCCAUUGAAGUGAACUACGGCAUGCAAUUCUGAGAACAGGCAAUCAUUCUGAGGAAUUGGUGAAACGCAUCUGCUCUAAGAAGUUAAUGUGCCCAUAUUGGGACUUUCUGCACUGAAAUAGACAUUCUUUAUGUACCCCCAACUUUUGAAAGCUCUUCAGGUCUGCAAAAUGAGCCUUUGAGAAAAAGUUGACUGCUGAAACUUUACCUUGAAAGUAUCUCGCUCCCGAGAAGCUGCAAUUCUGGUACUCAAAUGUGACUGUGUAGCCUUAGCCUAGUGCAUCAUAACAAAUAUAUAUUACUUACACAGCAUACAAUAUACUUUCUUCUUUUAGUGUUAUCGCUGUUUCAUAAUCUAAAAGGCCGUAAAGGCUAAUCCAAGCAGCACCCUUCGAAUCUGGAGCGUAGUGAACAGAAUAGAGGCACGAAUAAGUGUGGCCUAUUGUAAUUUUUCAGAGUUCAUCGGAGCAGAAUGUUUAUUGGCAACAUCAGGCAGCUUUGUCAAUAGCCAUUUGGUUCAGCGCACAAUUGCUUGACUGUAGUCUAUGAAAAAAUAUGCUUCCGUCCUAUGUACUUUAUCGAGCCUGGGCUAAUACAGAGCGUUGUGCGGGUUCUCUGUGCUUAAUGUGCAAUUUACCUUUAGUAUAAGAUUUUGAUCAAAUGCUUGUGCUGUAAUCUGCUAAUUCUACUCAGCUUAACUGGAACUGUUAAACCAGGUGCCUCCUUUCAUGUGGUGUAAAAGGCAGCUUUUUUGCUUCACCAUGCAUCCCACUGCAAAAUGGGUCUUCUGCUGAUAGCAGGGGAAUUGUACAUUGACUUUAAACUCUUGUUAUUUUUUUCUUCAAUGUUACAUCCGAGUGGAAAGUAGUGUCAGUAGUUCCUGCAGGUAAGCGUAGUAUAGAGCAUGCUUUGUGUCGAGUGCUUGAGUAGGUCUUGUGAAUUGGAAUGAAGCGCUUGCUGCAAAGUUCUUCACUGUGCACUUGCUGAGAGAGAAAGUUUUCACCAUUCAGGGCACAAGGUGCUACCACCGAUAUCAAGAUAAAUUUUAAAGGUAGACUGUGUAUGACAAGUUACGCUGUUAUGUCGUCGACCUCCCCGUCACCCACACCUACCACUUUCCCUGUGCCCGGUGUUAUGCGUUGUGUUUUCCCGUGUCGUGUGCGUAGCAAACAUUCACGUGUUUCUAUUAAGGUGAUUACUAUUAUAAUUAUUAUUGUAAUUAUUUUUGUUUCCUGAGGAGAGGAUGCUUUUAGUCCUCUUCCGCACUGCCAUGCGUUUUGGCCGCACUGCCUGUAAAUAAACAUGAUGCACAUCACCACACUGUA
Dermacentor silvarum is the source of this 11911-nucleotide messenger RNA. RefSeq names its product A disintegrin and metalloproteinase with thrombospondin motifs 9-like (gene AdamTS-A). The transcript is spliced from 38 exons. Lineage: Eukaryota; Metazoa; Arthropoda; Arachnida; Ixodida; Ixodidae. The coding region runs from base 503 to 6634 and encodes 2043 amino acids. The record is from RefSeq and is a predicted model, not a curated record. Gene Ontology annotation, biological process: extracellular matrix organization; proteolysis. Gene Ontology annotation, cellular component: extracellular matrix. Gene Ontology annotation, molecular function: metalloendopeptidase activity; zinc ion binding.